Malaclemys terrapin pileata is the source of this 1305-nucleotide messenger RNA. It is a transcript of the gene LRPAP1, whose product is annotated as LDL receptor related protein associated protein 1. Gene Ontology annotation, cellular component: endoplasmic reticulum-Golgi intermediate compartment; endomembrane system; endoplasmic reticulum. Gene Ontology annotation, biological process: negative regulation of receptor internalization; negative regulation of very-low-density lipoprotein particle clearance. NCBI's taxonomy places the organism in Eukaryota, Metazoa, Chordata, Testudines, Emydidae. The coding region runs from base 48 to 1103 and encodes 351 amino acids. The transcript is spliced from 8 exons. Gene Ontology annotation, molecular function: heparin binding; receptor antagonist activity; low-density lipoprotein particle receptor binding. The record is from RefSeq and is a predicted model, not a curated record.
CGGCUGCUUGCUUGGGUGACUCUGCAGCAGGAGGAGGUGGGGGGACGAUGUCUGCCGUUUGGGAGCUGCUGGCUCUGAGCUCCUCUCUGCUGCUGGUUGUCUUGGCGCAGGGGGGCAAAUACUCCAGGGAGGUGAAUGAGGCUGCUACAGCCGGCAGCCCGAAGCGCCAGGAGGCCGGGGAGUUCAGGGUUGUGAAGCUGAACCAGAUCUGGGAGAAAGCGCAGCGGCUUCAUCUAUCGGCAGUAAAAUUGGCAGAGCUACAUAGUGACCUCAAAAUACAAGAAAAGGAUGAGCUGAGCUGGAAAAAGCUGAAGGCUGAAGGGCUUGAUGAAGAUGGAGAAAAAGAAGCCAAACUUAGACGCAAUUUAAAUGUAAUUAUGACUAAAUAUGGAAUGAAUGGAAAGAAAGAUGCCCAACUAGUAGAUACCAAUUACAUUAAAGAUGGCACAGAAAGUGAUGUGCUAGAUGAUCCAAGACUGGAGAAAUUAUGGAGCAAGGCCAAGACCUCUGGGAAGUUUUCCGAUCAGGAGCUGGAUAAGCUGUGGCGGGAAUUUAAGCAUCACAAAGAAAAGAUUCACGAAUAUAAUAUCCUGUUAGAGACUGUGAGCAGAACAGAAGAAAUCCACAAAAAUAUGAUCAAUCCAUCUGAAGAGGACCAAUUCAAAGAGGAAAUCUUGCAUGGCAAACACACAGAACUCAAAGACAAAAUGCGAAGCAUCAAUCAAGGGCUUGAUCGUUUACGUAAAAUCAGCCACCAAGGAUAUGACCCAGCCAGUGAAUUUGAAGAACCCAGAGUGAUUGACUUAUGGGACAUGGCCAAAUCAGCCAACUUUACUGAGAAAGAACUCGAAUCAUUUCGGGAGGAGCUGAAACACUUUGAAGCAAAAAUUGAAAAACAUCAUCAUUACCAAAAACAGUUAGAGAUUUCCCAUCAGAAACUGAAGCAUGUGGAGGGAACGGGCGAUAAAGAUCAUCUGAGCAGAAACAAAGAGAAAUACGUCAUGCUAGAAGAAAAGACUAAAGAAUUGGGAUACAAGGUAAAGAAGCACCUACAAGACUUAUCAAGUAGACUCUCAAGAGGUCUUCAACACAACGAACUCUGAACGUAUUUUCCAUGUUGUGAGAUCAGUAUACCCAAUAGAUCACUUUUCCUGGGACUUAUCGAAUACCUAGAGAAGCAGAUAAUUAAAUAUUAAGCACCCAACAGGAUUAUCCUUUGUAAGGAAUAUGUUUUCAGUCCUUUUACAUUUUAGUCACUGAACUGAUACUGUGAGAGUCAAAUUAAAUGAACCAGUUAUAAAUAUA